This is a messenger RNA of Entelurus aequoreus (snake pipefish), 11781 nucleotides long. It is a transcript of the gene srrm3, whose product is annotated as serine/arginine repetitive matrix 3. Gene Ontology annotation, molecular function: mRNA binding. NCBI's taxonomy places the organism in Eukaryota, Metazoa, Chordata, Actinopteri, Syngnathiformes, Syngnathidae. The record is from RefSeq and is a predicted model, not a curated record.
AACUGGUGCAAUAAUGGGAAGAUAGUAUCACGUCACUGCUCUCCUGAUGUUGAACUAUUAACUAUAAAAUGCAGGCCAUUUUAUUUACCCAGGGAAUUCAGUGCUAUGAUCUUCACAGCAGUGUACAUUCUCCCAAGUGCUAACACCAAAGAAGCUAUGAAUGCUUUGUACUGCUCCAUCAAUGAACUGCAAACUACACAUCCAGAGGGAGUUUUCAUUGUGGCAGGGGAUUUUAAUCAAGCUAACAUGAAAAUAGUUUUCCCUCAUUUCCAUCAAAAUGUGAAUUUUGCAACCAGGGGUGGAAGCAGAUUGGACUUGGUAUAUAGUAAUAUUAAACAGGCGUAUAAGGCUGCACCACGCCCCCACCUCGGCUCCUCAGACCAUCUAUCUGUGAUGCUAAUUCCUGCAUACAAGCCCCUGCUGAUCAGGAAGCAAGCUACAGUGAAGCAGGUGAGGACCUGGCCAGAGGGAGCAAUGUCAGCAUUACAAGACUGCUUCGAAACCACAGACUGGGACAUGUUCAAAGCAGCCGCCACCGAAAAUCACCACACAUGUGUGGAGGAGUAUGCAGAGUCUGUGUCUGCAUACAUUCAGAAGUGCAUGGAGGAUGUCAGUGUGAUCAAGAACACCCCCACACGGGCCAACGAGAAACCCUGGAUGAACAGUGAGACUCCAGUUAUCAUGUACGAUGCAACAAGGGUGCCAUCUCCAAAGGACGGUUCAAAAGAGCUGACCAAGCCAUUGAUCCCUGCAGAAGGAGUGGACGUGGGAACAACAACAGGAGAAGUUUUAACGCCAUCAACAACCGAACAUGCGAGAACUGAGGAAGGACAGUCUGCUGCAGAGGAGGAAAAACCUAAACCAGAGCCAGUUCUGGUGAAAAAGCCACAAAGAGAGAUACUGGACCAUGAGAGGAAGCGGAGGGUAGAGCUCAAAUGUAUGGAGCUCCAAGAGAUGAUGGAGGAGCAGGGGUACACCGAGGAGGAGAUUCGGCAGAAAGUAAGCACGUUCAGGCAAAUGCUGAUGGACAAAGAAGGUGUCAUCACCAGAGAGGGCUCACAACCUUUGGUCAACCACUUGCACUACUACCCUGAAAAGUAUGAGGAUGAUGAUGAUUUGGUUGGCGAUGAAGGCGGAGAUUAUGCCUAUGAUGAUCAUCACAGUGAUAACAGACAGGGGAGGAAAUCAAACAGUUCCCCAUCAACUUGUCCAAAGAGAAAGAAGAAAUCCAGAAGAAAUCGGCUUGGCAGUUUAUCACCUACUCGCAGAGAGAAGAAGAAAAAGAGUGGGAAGAAACACAAACGUGACAGGUCUGCAUCUGGCUCCAGGAAAAAGAGGAGGUACAGGUCGGGAAGCCAGAAGGACAAACACAGAGACAGGAGCAAAGACAAAAAGAGCUCCCCAGCUGAAACUCCCAGAAGGAGCAUACAGCGUCAAGGCAGCUGUUGCAGAAGCCGCAGUGCCUCCAUAAUGUCCAUGCGGAGCACCUCUAAGUCUCCCAGCAGAAUGAACUGCAAACACAAGAAGGAUCGAAAGAAGGUAGCUUCAGUGUCCUCUGGCCCCAACAGUCCUACUGCUUGGCCCGAUGGCGACCACAUUCAGCGCAGUCACAAUGGCAAAGCUGGCAGACGCAACUACACUGAGGGCGAUAAGGUGCAAAAUAAGCUGCGCAUUUUGGCUCCUGGCUCUACUAGUAUCCAGUCCACUUUGCUGAAAGAACAGAAGGUCCACUGCAGGAGUCAAGGCGUGCAGCUGCGUGAGUCGAGCGAUGGCGAGAGUGUGGACGACAAGGCUGCGGCUGUCGGUCACAGGUCAGGGAGAACACAGAACCAGCGAGAUCACAACAGGAACUCCUGCUCUCCUGCUCGCAGCAGUGACUCGGCACACUCCCAGCAUGAUCGCACUCACAGAGGGAGGAGCCGGCAUCAGAAAAAGACAAAAAGUGGCCAUUCCACCAAACUUCACCAGCGUUCCGGUCGAGGUCAGGGAUACCAUCGCAGCCCAUCAACAUCUUCAGGCCGCCACUCGCACACGUCCGACAGAAAGAAGGAGGCAUCACGGAGCAAACAGAAAGCGAGACACCGUAGCAGCUCUUGGAGCAGCGAACGCUCCUGGGACCGUGGCCCCAGCAAGACCAGGGCUCCUAACGCAAGACAGAAUACCUCCAGAGAAAGGGACAGCCAGAACCGCUGUGACAGCGACACUGACAGCCGGGCCCGACGCCGCUCUCGGAGUUACUCGCCCAUUCGCAAACGGAGGAGAGAUUCCCCCAGUUUCAUGGAGGCUCGCAGGAUUACCAGUGCCCGGAAACGUCCAAUCCCGUACUACCGGCCCAGUCCUUCAUCGUCCAGCUCCGACAGCAGUCCCUCGCGCUGCAGUCGCAGUCGGAGUCAUAGUUACAGCAGCUACAGUCGCAGCCGGAGCCCCAGCAGGAGCAGGAGUCCAAGUGGAAGCUGGAGUCGCAGCAGGAGUCGCUCUCACAGUUACUCCAGCCACAGCAGUUCUGACAGCCCCGGCUUCUAAGGGGAAAGCCAAAAUGAAACAAAGGAGACUGCCAUCGGGUUUGUUAUCUAUUCCUUUACAUGGUCCAAACCCCAACCACCACUGCAGUCUGUAUAUAUGUUUUGAUAAAAAUCUGAAAUUGCUACUUACUGUACAUACAGUAAGAAUACUGUACAUACAAGACCAACAUUUUUUUUUUAAUUUGGCAAAUGGGUAUCUUUUAGCUGGAAAUCAAACACAAGACUUUUAACGCGCUCUUAGACAUGGCUAUUUAAAAGAAAAAUGUUGAUUACACUAGGCCAGGAAUGUCUAAACUGCAUGACGACAGUUAUUAAAAUGAAAGGAUAGGGGGAACUUUAGUGCAUUUUGUACAUAAUGGGCCUAAUCUUCUAAAGGUUUGCUUGUAUUAAAAGUAGGGUUGUGCAUCUCUUUGUGAUGGACGAUUCGUUACACAUCUAGAUACAUAUGGAUUAUGAUAUGAUAAAAAAACGCUAAAUUCUAAAAACAGAACGAUUUGAUAAGAUUUUAUAUAGUGUACAAACGAUUUGAUAAGAUGCAAUACAGUGUACGUGACAUCAUCUCAUUUGCAUAAUGUAUGGCAAUGGACGCUGUCAAAGUGAGUUUAAAAAAAAUUAUAAUUAUGAUUAAAACUGCAGAUUACCUUUUUUCUUUUGAUUCUUAGUUGUAUUUUUUAAUCAAUUUUGUUCUGAAUCGAUAAAUGUUAGAGUAUCAAAUUCGAUUUAAAAAAUGGAGGGUUGUGAUAUUCACUAACAAACCAUAUCUAAUGACUAGCUCAUUAACAUGAACGAUGCAAUUGGGACGUUGCAGUGAUUUUAUAUUAUCUUGACAUGACAUUAAAGAAAUAUUUAUAUCUCGCUCUUUAAACCAAGGUGGAAACAGUGGCAACUUUGCACAUGCGCAUUUUAUUUGCAGUCUGGAGGCAUGUGGAUCUCCUCUCUGCACUGACAUGAUUAGCUCGUUAGCAAGAUGUUCGACUUUUGUCACAGAGAGACACACACGCACAUAGACAAUUCCGAGAUAAGUGACUAAGGCUGUGUACAGUAGGCAAAUCAAAUUAGGUGAUUUCUUUAAGUGUGACAAUAAAGAAACAUUUACAUUUAAAAUUCCACUCAAAACUUUCGGCUAGGAACUCAGAAAUUCCGACUUCCCAUUACAAAUGGAACGCACCAUAAAUGUCCAGAGGACAAAUGUUUUGCGCAUGCGCGAAACGCUGCAAUCCCCUGCCUGUGAGGUUCUCCACUCUGCUCGCAGCACCCGCCACUGCUCGUUGAUGACGCUUUUACCUCACUCUCCAAGACUCAAAAAAAGUCUCCAAGACACAAAAAAGUCUUCAAUAACACCGGAAGAAGCAGCUAGAUUUGUCGCUAGUAGCUGUUAAUCAAAAAAAGUAACCAAGAGGAUUGGAAAGUCACCAGAUUUAGCGACAAAGUCGCCGAGUUGGCAAUACUGUGCCCUGAGAACAACACCGUAGCAACAAGUUCUGGGCGCCCAUAAAAAAAGUUCUUCCUGAAGAACCCCCUGGCUUAGGAAGGAGGAUAUGGCCUAACAUUUAUACUCUAAACAAUAUUUUAUUGGGUAUAUAGAAAAUAAUAAUACCAUUAGAAAACGGGUCACAAAGGCUCCUAAUUUGGCUGCUGACAUCCAUCCAUCCAUUCAUUUUCUACCGCUUAUUCCCUUCAGGGGGGUGCUGGAGCCUAUCUCAGCUACAAUCGGGCGGAAGGCGGGGUACACCCUGGACAAGUCGCCACCUCAUCGCAGGGCCAACACAGAUAGACAGACAACAUUCACACUCACAUUCACACACUAGGGCCAAAUUAGUGUUGCCAAUCAACAUAUGAAGUAAUAUAUUAUCAUUUCUUGUAUUUAAAAAAAUUAAAAAUGCUACUUGUUAAUUUACUGUUAAUAGCUACUUAUCGUCAGUUGAAACAUAGUUGUAUCUACACUUCUUUCAGGAUGUAAUACACUUUUUCUUCAGGUUUUUCCCGAUACUUUAUAUUAAUUUGACACUACAAAUUUGGUUAUGGUUCCAACAGGACAGUAUUGGUCACACCAAUACUGAUACUUUACAUUUUCAAGAUCACUAAAUAAUACAAUUUCUGAUCACAAUUAUAAUCAGACAAAAACACAAGAUCGAGGUGUAAUUAUUUCUUACUGUUGGCUCUGAUUUAAAUCAUUUGAUUUUUGCCCUUAAAGUUCUACUGUGUCCAGGGACUUAUUUACUGAGUUUAUAAACAAAAAAUAUGCAGAUUUUGGGAUAUCGAUAUUGAUCUUACACUGUAGUAUUGACCAUAUGCUACUUGGUAUCGUUACUAUCAAUGUGUCGAUCUGCCCAACGCUGUGAGCUCCAUUUUAGCUGUUAGUACGGCUUAUUGUAUCUUCCUACGACGUGUAGUGAACAUGUUUACCAGUUCUCGUCUUUCAGUAAUACUUGCAACAAACUUAUCCUUUUUGCUGCCAUGGAGGCGAGGAUUGCUGACUUAGAAGCAGCUUUCCACUGGGACGGACGUUAGCUGCUAGCUUGCUAGCAAAGGCGCAUCAGUGGACAGCUCUGCUGCUAAUUACAUCUAUUCUCGUCUUCAGUAAGGUAAGCUAACAGAGCAUGCACAUAAAUCAUUUUGCGGACAUUCCUGGCUCUCGUAUUGUUUAAAAGACAAACAGUCAGCCGAUCGCUAGUCUGGUGCGACACCAGGUCAAUGUUUCUACACUCGAUUAACCUAAAAAUAUAUAUUUUUUAAAAAGUACUGUUUUUUACCGUUUGAAGUGGCUUCUGUCAGCCAAAUCGCUCACUUGUCAAACCGGAUAUCUGGUCACAUCGGUUUAUCUCUCACAACCCUACUUAAAACACAAGCAAACUUAUAACACACAAAGCUGAUCUACUAAAGUCGAGCACAGAGGGUUUUGUCUCUUAAGUGAGCAGCAUAAGGAGCGCAAUCCAUUUUGCUUGUUUGUCUUUAUGAAUAUGCAGAAUAUACAGUAUGCAGCAACAAUACUGAGAGGAGUAGAUGCAAAUAUGACUAUUUAGCUCACGCAGUGUGAACUGUCUAGACUGAUUAGUGUUCUGUCGGAAUUAUAUUGCGGCUUUAUUUGGUACGUAUGAAAUCUGUCUGCAAACUGUCACAGUUACACACAAGAGUCUCUCUUGUCUGUAGAUGAGGAUUCUAUAUUGCAAAAAAGGGGUUACAGAUUAUAGAUGCUACUUGUUCAACAACAUCACACACAGGUUGUAGAGCAUGAUAACAUGAAUGUGGAGGGAAAUGAGUGUUUCCAUGGUCACACAAUGCACAAAAAACCACCUCUACACCACUUUUGCACUUGUUAUCAAUUUUACACGCAGUCUAGUAGUUCACACACAACACAUCCACUAAUAAUACGGAAAAUGAUAUACUGUAGUUUGCACUAAACAACACCUGGUAUACGGAUCUUAGUAGAUCAGGCCCUAAGAUGCUAUCACAAUCCAUUGUAGGCCAAAAAAAUUACCUGACAAAUAAAAUCAGUGUAAUAUUUGAUAUUGUAUCUCAUUAAUAAAUAUGUAUUUGUAUUUUUAGAACAGGCCGUGGGCCAAUGAAAAACGAGCUACUUGUUGAAAAUGUCUGAAUUUCCGGUAGGCAUACCAGAAAAACGAUUAACAUGAUGCACUCAAAGCAUGCAGUUAAGUUUGUGUGGUUCCCCCCAGUGUGCUCUUUAUAUCUUAUUUCAAAUAUUUUCAUAUCCUCCGUCUUUGUCUUGAGAACAGACAAACAGUAAUAAAUUCAUAGGAAUAAGCUUUAAUGCGAACAAACGUAUUUUUAUAUUAACGCAAGGUGGACAAAAUAAAAUGUUGACACGUUAAAAGACAGCUGCUACUCCUUAUACUUAUAAUAGUAUAUAAUUAUAAUGUAAUUCGACAGAACACCAGCCCACGGUUGAGCUUUGCAAAAUUCAGUUCAGUUUCAGUUUAUUUCGAACAUGCAUACAAUACAAUGUAAUGCAUCACAUGUUUCCAGUUGUUUCAAUACAGCAAGUCCGAAAAGGAGGGUGAAAAUUAUUGUCUCUAAAUUAUACUUUCAGAUUCAGAUUGUUUUUUUUGAACAAAUAUACAGUUUAUACUUUGUAAUUAUUUAUUAUUUAUUUAUUUAUGUAUUUAUUUAUUAUUUUCCGAGACAUUUUUCCCAUUCAAAUAGUGUUCUUAGACUGUUGACUCUUCCAGCUAAAAGAUACUGUUUAACACAUCAAAAACUUAUUUGAAAAAAACAGUUUGGCCCCAGUAUGAUUUGAUAAUUACUUGUGCAAAAUAUUUAAGGGAAUAAGUCAGCACCAACAUUGAUUUGAUCUUCCAUAAAUUAACCAAAAACUACAUCAAGAGCAAAUAACAUGUUGAAUAUAUACAGUACAUGUGUACGUAUGUACAUUAGCAGCAGGUGCUGAGAAAAAGAUGCUUUUUCCCACACUUCCUGAAAGCAUCGAGGUGAAUCACUUUUUAUUUGAUUGUGUGAAUGCUCCAAAGCAUUCAGACAUAUGCUUUUCUACACCAAAAUUCAUCUAUUUAUUAUUAUUAUUUUGGCGCACUCUACCUUCCACAUUUCUCAUCCGAUUCAUACCGUUGCAGCUUCAAACUAUUCAGCCUAUUCAGGAAUCGAAGGCUUUCCAUCGACAAUUCCAAAAAUUCCUAGACUUCCCAGAAUUUCCGGUUUUCCGGGACAUUUUCCCCAUUCAAAAUUAAUUGACCAUUUUAUAAACUUCCACCAUUCCCACAUUUUUCAAUCGAUUCAAACCAUUCCACCUUCAACAUAUUCCAUUCAUCCUGGACAUGCAAAGUAUUAUUUUUCCAAGUUCAAAAAAAUUGCAGGAACUCCCGGUUUUCCAAACCCUAUUUUCAUCCUUUUUUCUGUCAACUACUCCUUCCACAUUUUUCAACCCACUUCAAUCGUUCCACCAUCAAUACAUUCCUCUUAAUCAGGAAAAAAAAGUAGUUUUUGAAGAGGAAAGAUUCCCGGUUUUCCUGAAAUUCCAGGGAUUUUGUAAUACCAUUUCUCAGAUAAAAAUGUUACUACUUCAACUUUUCUCGACCUAAACCAACCAACCAUUCAGAACAUUUGAAUUUUUUCCAGUUUUCAAAAAAAUUCCCGCUUUUCCCAAAUUCCCAAAUUUUCAUAAAAUUCCCAUUUAAAUGAAUUCAAAGUUCCACAACUCCCACAUUUUUCAUCAAAUUCAAACCAUUCCAACUUCAAAAUAUUCAGCCUGUUCGGGAACUGUGUGCUCUCCUUCAACAAUUCUACAACAAAUCCUUGGUUUCCAAGAAUUCCCAGUUUAGGGGCAUUUUCCCCAUUCAAAAUGAAUUGUCCAUUUUUCAAACUUCCACAAUUUCCACAUUUUUCAACUGGUUCAAACCAUUCAGCACAUUUAACUCGUCCUAUACAUUGUUAACGUUUCCAGGAAUCUCCAUUUUUUUUCUAACCUGAUUUCCAAACUUUUUUCGUUCGACGACUCCUUUCACAUUUUUAAACCCAUUUCAUCCGUUCCACUGUCAAAACAUUCAUCUUACUCAGGACAAACAAUACAAGUUGGUUUAGGAAUUAGAUUAAUCCCCAGUUUUCCCGAAAUUCCAGGAAUUAUGUAGUACCAUUUCUCAAUUUAAAAACUUUUAUUACUUAUCGGUCAAUUACUCUUUCUUGACCAAUUCUAACAAUUCCAACACCAACACAUUCAGCUCAUUCAGGACAUUCAUGCUAUAAUCAUUUUCAAAAUAAUUCCCACUUUUCCUGAAAUCCCCAAAUUUCCAGGAAGUUCCCGCUGAAAUGAAUGGGACAUUUUUCCAACUUCAACAAUUCCAACAUUUUUCAACCUAUUUCAACCAUUCCAACAUUAACACUUUCCACUCAUCAUGGACAUUCAAACUAACACUUUCCCAAGUUCCAAACCAAAUUCCAGUUUUCCUGGAAAUUCUAAAAUUCCUAGAAUUCUGUAACACUAUUAUUCAAUUAUAAAUUGUCACUAUAAAUACAUUUCUUAACCAAUUUAGCUCAUUUAGGAAAUUCAUGCUAUUUAUCGCCUUCAAGAAAUUCCCAAAUUACCAGGAAAUUCCCACUGAAAUGAACAGGACAUUUUUCCAAGUUCCACAAUUGCCACAUUUCUCAACCAAUUCAAUUGGUUCUUACACCAACAUGUUCAGCUCAUGAAUUGUAUUACAUUAAAUUUUUAAAGUACCAAUGAUUGUCACACACACACUAGAUGUGGUGAAAUUUGUCCUCUGCAUUUGACCCAUCCCCUUGGCGCCAUCUUGGAAGUAUGCUAAUGUUCCCCUGUCAGUAUGCUAAUGUUAGCUUGCUAAUGUUUUAUGGUAGCAUUUGAUCUAAUUUCUUAAGUUUUAACAUAAUAGUCAUGUAUUCCGUUAAUUGGCGCCAUCUUAAAAGUAGCUAGCCUUUCACUUGUUAGUGUGCUCAUAUUAUACACGCUAACAUUUUAUGCUAGCAUUUUAGCAUUUUUUUAUGUUUUUAAACCUAAAAAUAAUGGAUUUUGUUACUUGGUGCCAUCUUGGAAGUAUGUUAGCUCUUUCCCUGUUAUCAUGCCAAUGUUUACAUGCUAACAAUUUAUGCUAGCAUUUGCUCUCAUGGAUUUUGUUACUUGGCGCCAUCUUAAACGUAUAAUAAAUAGCCUUUCACCUGUUAGCAUGCUAAUUUUAGCAUGUUAAUAUUAGUAUGCUAACAUUUUAUGCUAACAUUUUAGCUAAUGUUGUACUUUUUAACCUAAUAAGCAUGUAUUUCAUCACUUGCCUUCAUCUUAAAAGUAACCUGUUAGCAUAUUAAUGUUAGCAAACUAAGAUUUUUUUCUAGCAUUUUAGCCAAUAUUGUACAUUGUAAACCUAAUAAUCAUGGAUUUUGUCACUUGGCUCUAUGUUACAAGUAUGCUAGCUGUUCCCCUGUUGGCAUGCUGAGUUUGUAUGCCUGCAUUUUAGCUAAUGUGAUACAUUUAGAGCUAAAAUGUAUAGAUUAUGUUACUUUGCAACCUUUUGAAGUAUGCAAAUUUAGCAUUUCAAAAUUCAUACUACAUUUCAGUACAGUUUCUGCUCUUCACCUCCCAAACUAUUGUAUCCUUUAAUCUAUUUAAAUCUACUAGUAUUUCACUUUAGCGUCAGCUCUUCAAGAUUCAAACCAUUUCAACCUUUAAACAAUUUCAAAAUUCAAACCCUUUCUGCAUUCAUCCUACAUUCCGUUACCAAUUUAGCGUCUGCUCUUUAACUUUCAAACCAUUUCAACAUUCAAACUACUCUUACAUUCAUUUUAUAUUUCAUCAGCAUUUCAGUUCAACUUCAGCAUUGGAGCAUUCACACGCAAUUCCUUAAGGAAUUGCCUCAUCUAGUUUAAUUGUGUAGGUGUGACAGUCUAGAUGGCUGUGUAAACUAUGCACUGCAUCUAUUCCAUUGAGUUUCAUUGCAUGAGACAUCAAACAGUGUCACUUUUCACACUUGUCAUGUUUGCUAUGGGUCAAGCCAACUCCAGUGCACUUCAUCAGAACCCUGGAGUGUAACAAACAAGUUCUCUGCAAGUGAAGUCUGGUGCGGUUCAGUUCACUUGCAUUUUAUUGCAAACACUACAUGGACCAAAGAUUAUUGUUUAAAAAAAAAAGCAUGCAGAAAGGACAAAUAUGUCCAGUAAGAGAAAGCAUUAGAAGCAUCUCUGUAUUUUAGAAGCAUUUUGUGAAAUCUAAAAUGGUUAAUAUGGCAGACUAUAUCAAUAACCUACCUAUUUAACCCAGAAUAUUGGCAUAUUACGUUAUUAAAGCUGCCCGAUCAAGUCCCUACUUUAUGCAUAAUGUUAUCUACGGUGCUGCUUUUGGUCCUAUAUACUGAAAUCUUUGUUGAAGAGUACCAAACCACAAUUGUGAAAUCAGCCUCAUAGGAUGUGCUCGCCACUUUACUAAUAUGGUAUGCCAGCCACCCACAUACGUACACAGGUAGAUUAGACAUGGAUUAAUACAACUAUUCCCCAUUGAAGUAUAGUGAUUCUGCUGAUUAUUCUUUUUGACUGAUAUAGAAUGAUUACGUGCGUGCGUGCAUGAGUGUGUGACAGAUGAUGGGGCGGCUUUGGCACUAUUCAGGAAAACUUGCAAAAUACUCCAUGCACAUGUUUUUUUUAUGUGAAUGUACUGUAUUAUUUAUUGAUAUAUUUAUUUAUUUAUUGGUCUAUUUAUUAUCAAGUAUUUAUUGAAUCUUGCUUUGAGAUUGCUGCAGAAGUCUUUCCACGUUGAUGUGUACCGUAUGUGUCCAUGAUGUUUUCAUUUUGAUCGGUGAACAUGGUGGUUUGAUUCCAGCUUCCGCCAUCCUCGUCACUGCUGUUGUGUCAUUGGGCAAGACACUUCACCCACCUGGCUCCCAGUGCCACCCACACCACUUUAAAUGUAGCUUAAAAAAGGUAGAUAAUGGGUUUCACAAUAUAAAAAGCGCUUUGAGUCUUGAGAGAAAAAGCGCUAUAUAAAUAUGAUUCACUUCACGCUUGUAUUUUUAAGAUGAUUAUGGGCCCAACCCCUGACUGUUUAUUUGUUUUGGUAUGUCAAUGGUUCAAUCCAAGAUGUUGUUACUUUCAGAGGAACAGAGAUAAGUAAACUUGUUUCCAAGGACACCAUUUGAUGGUACAUGGACAAAUGUAUUGGGACAAAACUCUUGCUUCAAAUCAAGGUCCAUAAAUACAUGCCAAGUUUGGGAGAACCUAUUUAAACGGGACCAAAUGUGAUCUGUAACCUCAGGAUUAAUUGGAAAAUUACACAGACUUAAUGGUGACCCAAUACUUUUGUCUAUAAAGUAGUGAUGCUCUAAAAGUUUGUACACUGAAAAGUUUUGUCCGAAAAUGGCCCAAAACUGCCUUUUCGACUUUUGGCCGAAAGACUUAUCAGCGAAACAGCACUACCGAACCAGGAUGUUGUAAUGACCUCAGCAAGAAGCACGCGAUUGUCUGGAGUGGAGGCAACAUGUCUGACAUGUGGACAUACAUCAAUAUAUCUGAAAGGGUUAGGUCUGGGUUAUUUCAAGAUCGCUUAUUCCCUUAUUUUGCUGUCAAUCAAAAUAUGUAUAUAUAUGUAUAUAUUUUUUUUUUGUGUGUUUUUUUUCAAACCCAGUUUUCCAACCAGUUGAUUCAUUUACAAUAUAGCACUGCCCCUUUGGUCCAUUGUGUCUUUUGCAGUGUACACGUUCAAAUUACUGACAAUAAACUGAAAAAAAUGGGCAAAAUAACUUCAGUUUCCCUUUUUGUAAAAAAAAAGUAUAGAACAGUCAAAAAUAAGAAACUA